AUGGAGCAUCAGAAGACAUUGCUAACCGACUACCAGCAAAUCCGUUCGGAAGAUCCUGUGGAGAUGCUUCGCUUGACGGGUGAGGGAGGCAAAGAAUUCACUGCAGAUGUCAGAAGACACAUUCCUCGACUUUGCAAAGUGUUUAAGGCACACAUUUCUAGUCAAAACUCGGAGCUAAGUAAUGCAGCAUUACAGGCGUUGGGAUUCUGCGUUUUUAGUUCAAAGAUUGCAUCUGAAUUAUCUGCAACUGAAAUACAGGACUUGCUUUCAAUGGUGAACAGCGUUGCGGUAAAAACUUCAGACAAAAACACUCGCACUCGGGCACUUUGGGUGAUCUCUAAGCAGGCGUUUCCUUCUGAAAUUGUUAAAAAGGAGGUGUCCAGUAUUAUUUCUACCCUGGAGACAAUACUUACUAAAGGAGAUGUACAGUCUAUGGUGGUUGAAUAUGAAGCACUAAAUGUUAUUAUACGCUUAAUGGAGCAAACUCCAGCCCAGAUGGGAGAAGAGGCUGUGAGGUGGGCAAAACUGAUCAUUCCUCUGGUCGUCCAUUCAGCUCAUAAGGUGCAGUUACGAGGUGCCACUGCGCUGGAGAUGGGCAUGCCACUGCUUCUCCAGAAACAGCAGGAGGUGGCGGCUGUCACGGAGCACCUAAUGACCACAAAAUUAAUUUCAGAACUUCAGAAAUUGUUUUCUACAAAAAAUGAGACUUACGUGUUAAAAUUAUGGCCGCUGUUUGUCAAAUUACUUGGAAAGACUCUGCAUCGUAGUGGCAGUUUUAUCAACUCACUGCUGCAACUGGAGGAACUUGGAUUUCGUAGUGGCUCACCAGUGGUAAAGAAAAUAGCCUUCAUUGCAUGGAAGAGUCUAAUAGAUAAUUUUGCUCUAAAUCCAGAUAUAUUGUGCAGCGCUAAAAGGCUGAAAUUGCUAAUGCAGCCGCUGAGCUCGAUCCAUGUGAGAACAGAGGCUUUGGCACUGACAAAACUGGAGGUCUGGUGGUAUUUACUCAUGAGGCUGGGACCUCAGCUGCCUGCAAACUUUGAACAGGUUUGCAUACCAUUAAUCCAAAGUACUUUAAGUCCAGAUUCUUCUGCUGCAUUACAAGGAACUCCCUCACGUGUACCCGCCAACCAAAGCUUAGCCCCGGCAACCCCUGUGCAGAAAUCAGGUCCUUACGCGUUUGCAAAUCCAGUCACACCAAGGAUGACCUUGAAUUCUAGUACAGCGGGAAUGGUGGUGCUUCCUUCCAUUCAGCUUUUGGGAAUUGAAAUGCUGCUUCACUUCAUGAUGGGACCAGAAGUUUUAAAUUUUGCUAAGCAAAACAAACUUGUACUCAGUUUAGAGCCUCUCCAGUACCCACUGAUCAGUAGCCCUUCUUUUUUUUGUAAACAUGCCAGCACACUUAUAAAUGCAGUUCAGGACGGCUUUAUUGCAAUUGGAAAAGAAGUUCCUGAUUGCAUGCUGAAUGUUAUAUGGAAGGACAUAAAUGGAUAUGUAAAAACAGCUAUUGAAUCAGGAAAUAAGAAAGAAAAACAAGGGUCAGAAAUACUGACUAUGUUGCUCCAGGCAUUAAAAAAUACUGUUGGAUCAAAUUCUCUUCCUGUGCAGAAAAUACUGUCCCUCAUUGAUAUUACUGUUAAGGAAUUGCCUCCAAAAGUAUUGGGAUCACCAGCUUAUCAGGUUGCUGAUAUGGAUCUUUUAAAUGGAACGCCAGCUUUGUUCUUAAUUCAGCUGCCUUUCCAAAAUAACCUCUUGGAAUGCUGUGUAACAGAUGAGAGAUUCUUUGUAAUUCUAGAAACGCUCGUGGGUUAUGUUUUGUCUGGGCCUACAUCUCCGCUGGCUUUCAGUGAAUCUGUGAUCUGCAUUAUUAAUCAGAGUGCCAAGCAAGUGGAAAAUAAGGAGCAUCUUUGGAGAAUGUGGAGCAUUGUUGUUAAUCCGCUAACCGAAUGGAUUAAUCGGACUAAUGAAGUAAACCAGGGCGAUGCACUGGAACACAACUUCAGUGCUGUUUAUAGCGCGUUGUUGCUACCAGUAUCGCAUAUAUUCCCCGUCCCGGAAUUUCCACAGCCAACUAUGAAAUCCUUGUUGCGCACUUGGUCAGACCUGUAUAGAGCAUUUGCUCGCUGUGCUGCUUUAGUUGCAACAGCAGAAGAAAACCUAUGCUGUGAAGAACUUUGUGCCAAAAUAAUAUCUGGGCUAGAAGGUGAAACUCCAGUAAUGUUCUCAAUGAUGGACAGUCUCACCCAUGUGAUAUCAGUUAUGGUUGACUGCAUCAACUUUGCACCAUAUGGUACUAAAUAUCAGCCAAAAACCAGAUCUCCACAGACACCUACAGAUUGGUCUAAGAAGAAAAAGGAACCCCUUGGAAAGCUUGCCUCUCUAUUUAAACUCCUGGUGAUGUUACUAAACUCUUUCCAUGUGUUCAGUUCCAAAGAAAUCUGUUCAGAAACAUUGGUCUCUGUUGGUCCUUCAAUUAUUGCUGUUCUUCACAACAUCAUCAGCCACGUUUCAUUGCCUUCAGUGAUCGGGACUAUGUUUGCAAUUUUUUCAAAACCCCUGGCAGUGUUUUAUGAAAAAACAAAGCAUGCUGAUGGAUCUAAAGUAUACAGUAACCUUACCAACAAGCUUGAAAAGCUACUGGCCGAGAUUAUCCUGUGUUUACAGUCUCACUGCACCGGCUCUUACGAUAGCGAGCUGCUAGAGCAGCUUUCUCCCUUGCUCUGUGCCAUGUUUCAGCAUAAGAGCAAACAGAUCCGCAACCAGUGUGCCCACUUCUGGAAUGCGACAUUUGCCAAGACUACGUCGUUAAUGUAUCCUGAAGAGUUAAAAUCUGUGUUAAGCCAAGCCAAAAAGAAAAUGCCACUCUUGCUGCCUGGUUUUGAAAGCUUUGAGAUAGCUGAAGAAUACAGCGGCCCCUUCUCCGAUGCGAUGGAAAACUCAGAGCUGGAUGCAAAGAUAAGUGGAAUGGAAGUAAACCUGGGUCAAAAACGAGACUCUAUAUUGGCACGGACAAGUGAACUGAAAAACGAAGCGCAAGACCAGUCCAGUAAUGUGCAAGUGACAACUGCAAAGUUGAAACUGGAAUUUUCAUCUGUGAAGACUAAAAGUGAGAUGCUUUUGGAAGAGGAGAAGUCUGUUGAUUUUGUGUUUAUUCCUCCGGAAACAAAAGCAAGAAUAUUGACGGAACAUCAAAAAGAAGUGCUUAGGUCAAAGAGAGUUGGUAUUCCUGCCAUGUACAACAAUUUGGAUGCGUCACAAGACACUACCUUAUUUUCUCAGUACACUCAAAGCCAGGAAGACUCUUUGGAAAAGUCAUCUUUAACGGGAAACACAAAAGAAGAUGCUAACCCCAAGCCUCAGGAAGAAAACGCCAAGAGCAAAGGAAGCACCGACAAAUCGGACGAAAUCGCAGAGGACUGCAAAUCGGAGAAUCCUCCUGAGAAUGCUGCUGGUGUGAGGAAGCCAUCCGUCACCCCUGCAGAGGAGAGCUCGACUUUGAACAGUGAGGGAGGGUCAAAAAGGGCUGCAGCUGAAGGGAUUCAGGAGGAGCCACCGGAUGGAGCGGGAUUAGAGAACAGUACUGCGGAAACAGGUUCAAAGGAGCCCUUGAUCGGGAACGAAAACACCUCAAACGUCAGCAACAGCUCAACUUCAAGUGAUGUAAUUUCUGGAACGCCGCAGCCUGCGAGCCGGCGGCAGUCUUUUAUCACUUUGGAGAAAUUUGGUAGUUCAGAGAACAGACCCUUUAGCCUCUCGGCCCUGAACAGUUUAUCAGAGACGUCUGGAAGCCCUUCUGCGGCCGGUAAACAGGAAAACGCAAAUGUAAGCAAGACUGGUGCUAAACCAGAAAAAUCUGGAGAAGAAAAUAAAAAGCCUCCAAAAUCUGGGUCUGAACAAAUAUUUACUGCAAUACGAAGGCUAACUCGCAGGCAGAGUAAAAUGGAGCACCAAGGAGAUAAGCAGUCCAGGUUGUUCUUUAGGUCCGAACAAGAGAAAAGCGCACAAGAGUCUUCUGCUUCCAGCAGUAUGGAAAACAGUCCUGAACUACGUUCUGCAAUAGACGACAUGGAACAUAUUCUCCUUGCCCAGUCCCAAGCUCUCCAUUCUACGGAAAUAGAAAUCAAAAAAGUUGAAGAUUCGAUAGCAGAAAUGGAAAAGGCUCAGGCAUUAGAUAUGGAGUCUAAAGAAAAUACACCCCCAGAGACGACCGCGCCAUCUGACCAGCUAUCAGGGGACGAUGGUCAGGUUCCACACAUGUGUCCUAAUCAGAAAAUACGAAGACGUUCUUCAAGACGACGGUCAGAAACUCUGGAAAGUACAGCAGGUAGCCAAGAUAAGGAAGAUGGCCACCAAAAGAGAGACAGUCGUAAGGAAGACGAAAAGUCUGUGCAAAAGAAGGUGCCACAGACUAAAGACGAUGCGUCCCAAAAGCAGAAAGCGGUUUCUGGGAAAACUGUGGAAAAUACAAAUAAAGAAAGCAACCUACCCGAGAGACCUGCUGCAGAGGAGUUAAGCUCAAAGGAGUCCCCGGCUUCAAGGGGCCUUGACGAGGAAGCGAACAAAAGUGCUAGGAGGUCAGAAGAUAACAUGAAGGCUGACACGGAAGGUCAAGACUGUAGCUCGAGUACCGUGGGUCAGAAGAAGAUUGAACGGCCGCGCUACCACACGAGGAGAGCUUCACAAGGAUUGCUUUCCAGCAUAGAAAAUUCAGAGGCUGAUGGCUCCGAGACCAAGGAGGAAAGCGCAAGGAAGAAGAGGUCUGCAAAAGUGAAAAACAGAAGUGAUUCUCUGGAAGGUAAAUUGAAAGAUCUGCAGCCAGGAAGCCAUAGCCAUGAGGUGUCCUCCCAAGGAAACGAAGCCAAGCAUCUGUUGGAAAAAAGUAAAGGAGAACUAAGCCAUGAAGUCAGCACGAAUGCCGCACUGACAUCCGAACCCUGUGACCUGAAAAACCAAGUAACUCCUACAGAUGCUAGCAAAGCUGCGGGAUGUGCCAGCCCCGGGAAUUCACCCGACGCACAGAACGCAAACGUGGAACAAAACCAGAGCAACAGAUUGACGGAAUCGUUCACCAGCCCCUGUGCAUCUGAUCAGGAUUUGAAAGCAGCAGAGGAAAAAGAACACCUUGAGAAGCAAAUGAGCAUAGAAGACCGUUGUUCAACUCCUCUGCCUGAAGGCGUACCAGGAGCAAACGCUCCGUGUGGUGAUCCUUCCUCUUUGCAAGUACCCGAGUGUCAGCUCAAAAGAAGCAAGAGGCUGAAAAGACUCAGGAACUGUGAUUGCUGUUGUAAAGAGUCAAAGCGGCAAGUGAUGUCAUUCACCGAUUCAAAAACUGAGAACACUCAUGAACUGAACGAGCCCCACACCACCGCAGCUCAGACGUCUGUAAAUUCAUCAGAGCUCUCUGGUAACUCAAACUUCGAUGAGAGCUUGUCCAUGGCACCGUGUGCAAUGAGCACUCCGCUGCAUCCUCCUAAGGACUCCGGCGUGUUUAACUUGGAAAGAGAGAGGACAUCGGAAGAUAAUCUGCAAGGAGAUGGUGUUGGAGCAGAGGAGGAUCUGGACAAUCCGGAGCAUACAGCAAGUGAAAUGAGCGACUCGAUAGUGGAAGUGAAAGAACCUGCUGAUCCGAGUGGCCAAAGCGAAGACCGUCCGUCUGAGCAGGUUUCAGAUGAGCCUGGGGACUGCUGCCCGGCCGCGGGGGAUCCAAGCGAAGAGCCAGCAGCUGCACGAGAGGAAGACGUAAGCCAGAACGGACAACUGGAGGAGGUGCCCAAGGCGCUGAUUGUUGUUAGCAAACCUGAGAACGAACUGAUGAAUGAGCUAGAAAGCAAUCAGGAUGGUGAAGCAGCAGCUGAGAACAAUGUAGAAACUUGCAUUAUUCAAGAUAAAGAGGUGAAGGAGGAAUUAGUGGAAAUUGAAAUUACAGUGCCUGAGAACGUGGCCUCAGACAAAGAAGACGCAGUAGAAAAUAACGGUGUGGAUUCACCUCAAAAGCAGGAAGAUGAGGAUUCUUUAAUGUUAGUUAAUGAAAGCCCCAAUGGCAUGCAGGCACGCUGCAUGUGGUCUCCUUCAGCUUCCCCAUCCACUAGUAUCUUAAAGAGAGGUGUGAAAAGAAAUCAAGAUGAUGAUUCCCUGUCGCCCGCCAAUAAGAUUCGCCGAGUCUCUUUUGCAGACCCAAUUUAUCAAGAAGGGCUGGCAGAUGACAUCGAUAGGAGAAGUCCUGUCGUUAGAUCCCAUUCUUCUUCACCAUCUUCCCGAAGUCUUAAAAUUUUAUCUAAUAUUCAGGCUAAGCAUAUUACCACUCCAACCAAAGGAUUUCUGUCCCCAGGAUCUCGUAACCCUAAAUUUAAGAGCUCAAAGAAGUGUUUAAUCACGGAGAUGGCCAAGGAAUUGCUGCCUUGCCCUACAGAAUGUGUGUAUCCUGCCUUAGCUGGCUGCAAAGCACCGGUCGAUGUGAUUUUACCUCAGAUUACAUCAAACAUAUGCGCCAGAGGCUUGGGGCAGCUCAUUCGAGCAAAGAACAUCAAGACGGUUGGUGACCUGAGCAAUCUGACAGCAUCAGAAAUCAAAACUCUUCCCAUCCGCUCGCCGAAAGUUUCCAAUGUUAAAAGAGCUCUUAAAGGAUAUCAUGAGCAACAGGUAAAAUCUCGAGGAUUUGAGGAAAUCGCAGUGCUUGAAGAUGCAGAAAAGCCUGUAAAUAACGUAGAGGAUAAAUCUCUUUCUGUAGAUGAAGAAAAACUUGCAGCAGAUUUGAUUGAACCAGUUGCCUUGAAUACGGAUGACCAGCCCGCCGCGGAUCUUCUCAGCCAGAUCGACGCCCUUGCUGCCCAGCUGACCUCUGAAGAGCUUCAUGGCUACUCAGGAAGCCAACUGUUUGAGAUGCAAGAAAAACUGGUUGGCAUGACAAACUGUAUCAUGAAAAACCUGCAGUCCCGCUGGAAAUCGCCCCCCCAUGAAAGUUCUGAUUAGUUGCUUAUGAUCUCGAAGUAAGGAGGAUUUUGUUACAUGAAUUUUCCCCCAAACCUGCUUUUCUUACUGGUGAAUUAUUCCUGAACCUGUGCGUUUUGCACUAUAUAGAAGAUUUUUUUAACACCUGUAUGAGCAAAUGGUAUCAUGAUUGGGUUUUGUUUGUUCAUUUUUAAUUUGCGGGAUUGCUCCUGCCCCUAGGAGAGGUAUUUGUAUUGUAUUGCUAUGCAUAUUUCUUUCAGGUAGUGAAAGGAAACUCGAUGAAGUUGUGCAAUAGCAAAGACUGUGAAACCAAACCAACAGAGUAGUUAAAUUAUUUUUUUUUUUUUUUUUCAAAUCCAAAGUGUUCUUACUGCUGCAAACGCGUCUGUCUGGUAAGAGAUCAUCUCCUGGCUCUGCUCGGCUGCUGCCCCUCUCUUCUUUCCUUUCAAGUUGCUCAAGCUCGGACAGCCAGCGGCGCUCUCUUCAGCACCGUGUUACGCUGCGAUAAGCUGAGCUUAAUUCCUUAAGCAGCAACAGUGCGGGAGCCCGGUGUUUGACGACCGGGUGACGUCUGGUUUUGCAUCUAUUUUUGUAGGACUCCCCCUGAGCAGCUGCUGGGCCCCGUCAGGCGGAAAGGCUUUGCAGAACUUCUCAGGCUUUUACCCGUUUCUGUUUGCAGCAGUUCUCCGGCGCUGGAGACGGCUUUUUCCGUGGGGAAACGAAUGGAUUUGACGCGAGCUCCUUGUAUAUUGUGUACAGACUUAACGACGGCAAAUGGUGGUUAAUAAUUUAUGAUUUUUGAGGUUUUGUUGCAUGGAAUGCAUUGCUGCUUCUCAGAGACCUUCCGAGAGGAUUCUCAGGUUUUACUCUGGAAAUCUGAUGUGUAUAUAUUGUACUGCAGCCAGCGGGCCGGGCACUCGCUGAAAGGAAUUGCUGCAGGUGGUUUUAGAACUUACUUACACACGGGCAAA
Messenger RNA from Egretta garzetta (little egret), 7916 nucleotides. RefSeq names its product replication timing regulatory factor 1 (gene RIF1). Gene Ontology annotation, cellular component: nucleus. The record is from RefSeq and is a predicted model, not a curated record. Gene Ontology annotation, biological process: telomere maintenance. Lineage: Eukaryota; Metazoa; Chordata; Aves; Pelecaniformes; Ardeidae. The transcript is spliced from 35 exons. Bases 1 to 6966 code for a protein of 2321 amino acids.